Molecule: messenger RNA, 2591 nt
Organism: Anguilla anguilla (European eel)
Lineage: Eukaryota; Metazoa; Chordata; Actinopteri; Anguilliformes; Anguillidae
Gene: klhl40b
Product: kelch-like family member 40b
Exons: 6
Coding region: 131-1987 (618 amino acids)
Molecular function (GO): protein binding
Source: RefSeq, a predicted model, not a curated record
UCAAGGGAGCUAGUUUCAGCCUGACAAAAUCUAUUUCUUCUUUCUGGGCUACGCUCUGAAUGAGACAGCGCUGCUACACUACUACGCAGAGGUGACCGGAAAGCCCAUCCAUUUCUAGCUUCGCAAAAAGAUGGCUACACCUAUAGACCCCAUGGAAGAGCCCCGGAUGUACCAGCAGACGCUGCUGCAAGACGGGCUUUAUGACCUCCUGGAGAGUGAUACUUUCGUGGACUGUGUCCUCAAAAUCAAAGACAAGGAGUUCCCCUGCCAUCGACUGGUGCUGGCUGCCUGUAGCUCCUUCUUCAGGGCUAUGUUCAAGUCAGAUCGGGAGGAGUUCCAAAAGCGGGAGAUCGUCCUAGAAGAAGUGGAGCCAGAAAUCAUGGAGCUCAUCCUCAAAUACAUCUACACAUCCAACAUUGUUGUGACAGAGCAGAAUGUGCAAGACAUCUUCACAGUAGCCAACUUGUUACAGAUCCCCUCAAUCUUUACUGUCUGCGUCUCCUUCCUGCAGAAGAGGCUGAGCCUCAGCAAUUGCGUGGCGAUUUUCAGGCUGGGCCUAAUGCUGAACUGCCCCCGGCUGGCCAUCUCCGCCAGGGACUUCAUCUGUAACCGCUUCCAGCUGAUAUUGCUGGACCAGGACUUCCUCGACAUGAGCCCAAGCGAGCUAGCAGCAAUCCUCGCUUCCGACACCCUCAACGUAGAGAACGAAGAGCUGGUCUAUGAAUCGCUUCUGAAGUGGGUCGCCCAUGACAAGGAUAACCGGCUCAAGGAACUUCCAGGCCUGCUGGAGUGUGUCCGCUUCCGCCUAGUCUCCGAGGAAUAUUUCGCAAACAAAGUGGAAAAUCACAAUUGGAUACAGUCCAACCCGGAGAUCACAGAGAAGUUACAGCUGGUAAAAGAUGCUUUCAAUGGAAAGCUUCCCGAAGUCAAGAAAACCACCAGUAAGAAGGCAGAGGGCAAAAAAACAGAAGAUGAUGGAGCAAUGGGUGAGGAGGAAGAAGAGGAGGAAGAGAAGGAAGGCUUGCUUCCAGGAAUCCUGAAUGACAACCUGCGAUUUGGAAUGUUCCUCAGGGAUCUCAUAUUCAUGAUCAGUGACACAGGGGCGGUGGCCUAUGACCCCACAGCAAAUGAUUGUUACGUGGCGUCUUUGUCCACCCAGGUUCCCAAAAACCACUGCAGCCUGGUCACUAAGGAGAAUCAGAUCUUUGUAGCAGGGGGACUUUUCUACAAUGAACAAAGCAAAGAGGAGCCUCUCAGCUCUUACUUUUUACAGUUUGACCCCAUUGGUUCAGACUGGCUGGGUAUGCCUCCUCUUCCAUCCACCCGGUGCCUCUUCGGGCUGGGAGAGGUAGCGAACUCCAUUUUUGUUAUCGGAGGCAAGGAGCUGAACGAAGAAGAGCGCAUCCUGGACACUGUCAUGGUCUAUGACAGACAGACCUUCAAAUGGGAGGAGACAGAUUCUCUUGGCUUUGCAGUUUACGGCCAUGGAACUGUGUCUCAUAAUGGACUCAUCUAUGUAAUUGGAGGAAAGGGUGAAAACAAAGAUUGCAUAAAUACGACGUGUGUUUACGACCCAAAGACAUUAGAGUGGAAGGACCUGGCCCCGUUAAAGAUGGCCCGCUCUCUUUUCGGUGUGGCAGUCCACCAGGACAAGAUCUAUGUGGUCGCUGGAGUCACGGACGCAGGACUCACCAAUACCGUGGAAGUCUAUGACAUCGCCAGCGACAAGUGGUCUGAGUUUCUGGAGUUCCCUCAAGAGCGAAGUUCCAUCAGUCUGGUCUCCACAGCUGGUUCCCUAUAUGCCAUUGGGGGAUUCGCCAUGAUGCCCACUGAAAAUGAAGAACUCAUCCCCAAGGAGAUGACUGACAUCUGGAGAUAUGAUGAGGGGGAGCGGAAGUGGAUCGGUAUUCUAAGGGACAUCCACUAUGCAUCAGGUGCCAGCGUCCUGGGUGUACGCCUCAAUACCCUGCAUCUUACCAAGAUGUAACCAUCACAGCACCCUAGAGGUGGAGAAGACCGCUUGCAAGUGACUGGUCGCUCUGUAUUGCCAUCAGAGCAGAAGAGCCUAGUUGACAACACCCUGAACUACAAAUUCACAAAGGGUCAGCAGAGACUAUGAACCAGUAACUUUACCAUUUUUCUGACAGUUUAACUGCUACUGUACUAUGGUAUUACAGUAUAUUAUUCUAUGUAGUGGAGUUGGGCAGAACUGGAAUAGAAUUCCAGAGUUGUAUGUGCUAUCCAGAAUGAAUGUGUGACCGCAUAUAAUUUUUAAGUUAGCAGUGAAAGCUGAUGUUGAUUGAAGAUGGAAUGUUCCAGACGAGUGUGAUGAAAGAACCAUCCAGCUCAGUAAUAUCAAAAUCCUUUAGUUACAAUAACCUUUGGCUUUCAUCCCAUAACAAUGAGCUUUAUUAAAAGGUUUGGUGUCACAGAAAUAGAAUGAUAACUUACAGUUACGUUUUGCUUUAAUACUUUGAAGGCUCAUUUUUACUAAGCGGAAGAGUUUUAUACACAUCAAAAGAGUUUUACUCAUCAAAUUAGUUUUUUCAUCAUACAACCUGUUUGGAAGUGACCCCAUGGUAGCAUUUUUU